AUGGCUACAACAACAACAACGAUAACGACGACGACAGAAACGACGGAGAAGAGCAGUUGGCGAGAGAACAAGGCAUUGGUGUGGCUCUGGACAGGAGUCGAGUUUGUGGCGGCGCAGUGGCUGCUCAUUGGAUUUGGCGUGGCCUGUGUAUUGGGGUGUUUCUUCCCGCAUGUCGCCGAACAUGGGGGCAUCAUCCGAUCAGAGUACAGCGUCUUGUACGGCGCAGUAGCACUCAUCUUUCUCAUCAACGGACUGCAGCUCCCUCCUGAGAAGCUCAAGCAGAACCUCACAAACUGGCGGCUGCACGUCAUGGUUCAAGGAUGCAGCUUCAUCAUCAUCCCCGUCAUCAUGCUCAUCUUCAUCCACAUCUGCCUCGCAGCAGGCGCCCUCCGCCACGGCACGCCCUCCACGCCCAUCAUCCUCGGCAUGCUCGCCACAGCCUGCCUCCCGACGACCAUCGCCUCCAACGUGGUCAUGACGCGCUCCGCCGGCGGCGACGAGGCCGCGGCCGUCAUCUCCGUCGUCAUCGGCAACACGGCCGGCUCGUUCCUCACGCCCAUUCUCAUCUACGGCUUCAUCCCGCGCGACGGCGUCUUUGACGACUGGCGGCCCGCGGACCCGAGGACUCUGGGGGACAUGUAUGCUAAUGUGGCCAAGCAGUUGGGGUUGAGCGUGUUGUUGCCGCUGGCGGUGGGUCAGGGAGUGAGGUGGUGGAGGGGGGAUGUCGUUGCCAAGGUGUUGAGGGUGACAAUGCUGGGAAAGCUGCCGACAGUUUGCCUGAUAUUGCUCGUAUGGACGACCUUUUCUGGCGCCUUCGGCACGGGCGCCCUCUAUAAGCUGUCCAAAGCAGACGUCAUCUUCAACGUCUUCAUCAACAUCGGGCUCUACAUCAUCUUUACCCUCAUCUGCUUCUACCUCGCCCGUCCGCCCGCAUUCCUCGCAAGGGCUAUCAACCCGCCCGUUGCGGCAUCUCGUCUGCCGGAGCGUGUGAAACGCAUCGUCUCUGUGAAGAAGAUGUCCAAGGAGCAGACCAUCGCCGUGUGCUUCUGCGGCGCAGCCAAGACGACGAGCUUGGGUAUACCGUUGGUGACGGCCAUAUGGACCCAGGCGGAUGAUUUGACGAGGGCUUUUAUUACGAUUCCUGUUUUGCUAUAUACGAUUGAGCAGGUUUUUAUGGCUCAAGGCUUGGUCUACUUUUUCAAGUGGUAUCUGCGGAGGGAUAACAAACCUGGUCCUAGAGAUGUAGAAGAUGUGGACAACGAAGAGCAUCCUACGUCCACGGCUCGGGGAGAUCACGAAAGUGAUGUGACGGCUCAUGAUGAUGACACUGAAGAGGUGGGACAAGACCCAGCGGUGAGAAAUGAAGAAAAGGGGGCUAUGAAGAGCGGUUAA
Molecule: messenger RNA, 1392 nt
Organism: Trichoderma reesei QM6a
Lineage: Eukaryota; Fungi; Ascomycota; Sordariomycetes; Hypocreales; Hypocreaceae
Exons: 5
Coding region: 1-1392 (463 amino acids)
Cellular component (GO): plasma membrane
Source: RefSeq, a predicted model, not a curated record